Messenger RNA from Cloeon dipterum, 1201 nucleotides. RefSeq names its product DNA excision repair protein Ercc1 (gene Ercc1). The coding region runs from base 246 to 1199 and encodes 317 amino acids. NCBI's taxonomy places the organism in Eukaryota, Metazoa, Arthropoda, Insecta, Ephemeroptera, Baetidae. Gene Ontology annotation, biological process: UV-damage excision repair; mitotic recombination. The record is from RefSeq and is a predicted model, not a curated record. Gene Ontology annotation, cellular component: ERCC4-ERCC1 complex; nucleotide-excision repair factor 1 complex; nucleus. Gene Ontology annotation, molecular function: single-stranded DNA binding; damaged DNA binding. The transcript has a single exon.
UUGAAAACAUGUGUAAUGUAACUUUCGUGUUAAACACAGUUUCUGCGUCGUGGUUAAUGGAAUAAUUCUGAGUCAAAUCUGACACAUUUGUGCCAGAUCCCAGAUCGUUUCGCCCCGCAAUCGCCAAUGAAAUUGAGAAAUGAAAAGUUUGUAGUGUCGAAAACGUAAAAAUCAUGGAGGUUGAUUACUUAAUCGCCUAUUUCGCUUAAAAAUCGGGCCGAAAACAUCCCUCAAUCGCAAACCAAAUGAAAAUCUUUCCAUUUCACGCAACGGGUGGUGCCGGUUUUGUUAGUGCUGUUGAGAGGCCGUGCGUGUUGAACUAUCUAAAGUCUUCAUCCAUUGGUGUCCAGGACAAGAGCGACUCGAUGGACGGAGCAAGUUCCUCAGGAGGCGGCCAGCUGAGGGACGUGCUGCCGAACUUGAGCAAAUCCAAGUUCUACGAUCAAGCAAAGCAGCUCCCUCCCGGCGACCCUGCGUCCGCGUCCACCAGCAAGUCCAGCGGCCCAGUCAAUUACUCUGCCCUGUUGGUGAAUCCGAAGCAGAAGGGCAACCCUUUGCUGAAGCACAUCACAAGCGUGGCGUGGCAGUUCGAGGAGGGCAUCGCUGCCGACUACCAGCCGACGCGGACGGCGGGCAUUCUCUUCCUGAGCAUGCAGUACCACAACCUGAACCCUGAGUACCUGCACGAGCGCAUCAAGGGCAUCAGCAACAUGUACGAUUUGCGGGUGUUGCUGGUGCAGGUGGACUUCGCCAACAGCGAGCCGCUGCUGCGCACGCUGAACCGCAUCUGCCUGCUGGCGCAGAUGACCCUGGUGCUGGCGUGGUCGGCCGAGCAGGCGGGAAAGAUCGUCGAGACGUACAAGAUGUACGAGAACAAGCCGCCGGACAUGAUCAUGGAGCGCAACGCCGACGAGCCCUACUUCCAGAUGGUGAAGGCGCUGUGCUGCGUGCCCAGCGUCAAUCGCGCCGACGCCGUCACCCUGCUCAGCGUCUUCGGCUCUCUUGAGAAGAUCGCCAAGGCGCCGCUCGAGAAGCUGGAGUUGUGUCCUGGCUUUGGUCCGGCCAAGGCCGAGAGGCUCUGGAGGGCCCUGCGCAAGCCUUUCCUGCGCCUGGGUGUUACGCAGGAAGAUGCGUUGAAAGCCGCUGAGGAGGAGGAAGGGGAUGAUGAAGAGGAAGACUUGAAUGACUAUGAUGGUUGAAC